GGUAACUUAAUUUGGUAACAGCUGGCAAUUGAGGCCUCGCUUCCCAAUCCAACACGUCGCCGAUGGCACCACCAGUCUUCUCUCUCGCUCCUUCACUUUCUUCUUCUUCUUCUUCGUGCCUGCAACUUCACCGACGAUUUUUCUCUCCGUCUCUUAGAACCUCAGCUUCUGCAUCUUCUACUUCGAAUUCAGCGCCCAAAGUCGUAGUCACUAGAGAACGAGGCAAAAACGGCAAGCUCAUUAAAGCUCUGGCGAAAUAUGGGAUAAGUUGUUUGGAGUUUCCACUGAUUCAGCAUACACAGGGACCUGAUUCAGAUAAACUAUCUUCUGUGUUAUGCGCAGAUAGUGCGUUUGACUGGAUCAUUAUAACUUCCCCUGAAGCAGGCUCUGUCUUCCUGGAGGCAUGGAAGGUAGCUGGAAUGCCAAAAGUUAAGGUAGGGGUUGUAGGAGCUGGCACAGCAAGCAUUUUUGAGGAAGUAGUGCAAUCAUCAGAGAGAUCACUUGAUGUUGCCUUUACACCAUCAAAAGCAACUGGUAAGGUUUUGGCAUCAGAGCUUCCAAAGAAUGGAAACAAAAGAUGCACUGUAUUGUACCCAGCUUCUGCAAAAGCAAGCAAUGAGAUUGAACAAGGUCUGUAUAAUCGUGGAUUUGACGUUGUCAGACUAAAUACAUACACAACUGUGCCUGUUGGUCAUGUUGAUGAAAUGGUUCUGAAGCAGGCAAUUUCAGCCCCUGUUGUUGCAGUUGCUUCACCUUCUUCAGUUCGAGCCUGGGCCAAUCUUAUUCCAGAAUCAGAGGAAUGGAACAAUUUAGUGGCCUGUAUUGGGGAGACAACUGGAUCAGCAGCGAAAAGAUUAGGUUUUAAAAAAGUGUACUUUCCAAGACAGCCUGGUCUUGAAGGGGGGGUAGAUAGCAUCCUUGAGGCCUUAAGAGCACACAACGAUUCCUAGAAGUCGCUUUUUUCUUUUCAGCUCCCAUUAUUCUUUGGCAGGCUGACAAGAUUGAUGCAGUCUUGCCAAAGUGGCUGCAUGCAAAAACUGGCUGCAAGAUGCAAGAUGCAAGAUGCAAGACAAGGAUGCAAUUUUUCAAGCAGCAGAAGAGAAGCCUGAAUGUAACAGUAUUCGGAGGGAUCAACAAUGUUGGUGGAACUCUCCUAUGAGGUUAGUGAACAGGCUAUUCAGAUCAGGUUGCUGGCCGGGAAGAAAGCUAUGGAGAUGAUAUUGCCAGAAAAACUCUCAACUUGUGUUUGCAUUUUUCCCUCUGAGAUUCAGUUAGUGUAUAUUUGUCAAAACUGAAGUGCCAUGUGCCACUAGAUGAGCUGAACUGCAAGCAGAAACAUAUAUUAUGGGUACUGUUAGUCUGUUAUGUUGCCUAUUUUUAUCAUCUUACAACACUGUUGCGUAGUAUUAGCUUAUAAUGGAAAUUAGACGUUUUGUGCCAUCAAUGCUUGGAUAGCAUUGCCGUACUCAAA
Populus euphratica (Euphrates poplar) is the source of this 1471-nucleotide messenger RNA. It is a transcript of the gene HEMD, whose product is annotated as uroporphyrinogen-III synthase family protein. The transcript has 10 exons. The record is from RefSeq and is a predicted model, not a curated record. Gene Ontology annotation, cellular component: chloroplast. Gene Ontology annotation, molecular function: uroporphyrinogen-III synthase activity. NCBI's taxonomy places the organism in Eukaryota, Viridiplantae, Streptophyta, Magnoliopsida, Malpighiales, Salicaceae. Bases 63 to 950 code for a protein of 295 amino acids. Gene Ontology annotation, biological process: uroporphyrinogen III biosynthetic process.